Molecule: messenger RNA, 897 nt
Organism: Telopea speciosissima
Lineage: Eukaryota; Viridiplantae; Streptophyta; Magnoliopsida; Proteales; Proteaceae
Product: ran guanine nucleotide release factor-like
Exons: 7
Coding region: 36-644 (202 amino acids)
Biological process (GO): protein import into nucleus
Cellular component (GO): nucleus
Molecular function (GO): guanyl-nucleotide exchange factor activity; small GTPase binding
Source: RefSeq, a predicted model, not a curated record
UGCUUUGUUGGGAUGGAAAGAGGAGUAGCUCUAUCAUGCCUGGGGACGACUAUGUUGAGCGCCCUUUGUUUGGUGGGGCGAUAUCUAGUGCAUUUCCUCUUAGAUUCCAGGAUGUGAGCAAUAUUCGUGAAGUUCCUGAUCAUCAGGAGGUUUUUGUAGAUCCUGCUCGUGACGAGAGCAUGAUAUUUGAGCUUCUAGAUUUCAAGCAUGAUGUGCAAGAUAAUAGAAGCGCUGCCUGGUUUCUUCAAGACCUUGCCACUGAACAAGAUGCGGAAGGAAGCAUGGUGAUUGAGCAAUCAGGAGUUGUUGAAGUUCAUGGAUUGCGUUACAGAAAUAUGCCUGCAAUCGUUACUACUGCAGUUGGUCAAAUGGCCAUUUCGAAAGGACGACAAGGUAGGGAAGCACAAAAUAUAGUGCGGGUCUAUUUAGCGAACUUUCGUCUAAAGGAAGUUGGUACUGAUGUGCUAAUCACUGCAAAUGAGCCAAUUGUGAUCAACCCGUUGAGUGAAAGUGCUAUGACAGUGGGGGCUGGGUUAGCUACUCCUGCCAUGCAAUCCGGAUGCUUACGGAUGGCUGAGGUCUUUAAGUCUUCAGUCUCAAGCUUCAAGGUCCAUGACUGGAAUCUUUUUGGUGCUAGUGCUUGAGAGAGUUUUCAAAUGUACAUGUACAAGUCCCGAAGCAUCGACAGCUGUUUGUCUUCCUCAUUGUUGAUUCUCAUUCUGGAAUAUAAAUGAGGGUGCUAAUGAAGUACUGAUUGAACAUUUAUGCAUAUUAGAUGAACCAUUCUGAUAUGCAUUGCAUGUACUCUGCCCUUUUGCUGGUUCUCAUGUAUAUGUAAUAUGACGGAUCAAGCUGGUGGAUGUUUAUGGCUGUCUAAUCAACUGCCUACUUUCAUCA